Tuber melanosporum (Perigord truffle) is the source of this 1768-nucleotide messenger RNA. RefSeq lists its product as uncharacterized. The coding region runs from base 1 to 1728 and encodes 575 amino acids. Gene Ontology annotation, biological process: aromatic amino acid catabolic process; L-tyrosine biosynthetic process. Lineage: Eukaryota; Fungi; Ascomycota; Pezizomycetes; Pezizales; Tuberaceae. The record is from RefSeq and is a predicted model, not a curated record. The transcript has 7 exons. Gene Ontology annotation, molecular function: L-2-aminoadipate:2-oxoglutarate transaminase activity; pyridoxal phosphate binding; aromatic-amino-acid:2-oxoglutarate transaminase activity.
AUGGCUCCCCCGUCAAUGAAUCUACCGAGCUAUCCGGAUGCAGGCGUUCACACCGUUACCGAUACAUCCGCUGUUGAGUCUCCCAGCGCGCUUACCUGUGCCGGAGUUCCGGCGAGGAGGUUGAAGAGUGGAGCUUUUAAUGGGGGGGUUGCGGCGGCGACUGGUUCGGAGUUUUUUAAAUCUAAGCUGUUGUGGAAACCUUUGGCAAAGAAGUGGGAUCAUCGUCUGAGUCAAGAAAGCAAGUCUCGUAAAGGUUCUAGCUUGAAAGAUGCCGCAAAGUAUCUCGCGAAGCCAGGGCUUAUCUCUCUUGGUGGGGGGCUUCCGUCGAGUGACUACUUCCCGUUCGAGCAUAUUGAGGUUAGAGUUCCCACCGUCGGCCAGUUCUCCGAAGAGGAGACCAGGAUUACUGGGCAGAAUCUCAAGAUUGGCAAACACGAUGUGACGGAGGGGAAGUCCGCCUUCGAUCUUGCGAUUGCGCUUAACUAUGGGCAGGGAACGGGCUCCGCCCAGAUGUUGAGGUUCGUUACGGAGCAUACGGAGAUCGUUCACAACCCGCCGUAUCAGGAUUGGCAAUGUAUUGUCGAUGUGGGGAGUACCUCUGGACUGGAAAUGCUGUAUCGCAUGUUUUGUGAGCGUGGGGACUACGUGAUUUCGGAAGAGUACACUUUUGCUACAGCCGUUGAGACUGCUGCACCGCUAGGCGUCAAGUUCCUUGGUGUUAAGAUUGAUAGUGAAGGGCUUCUACCGGGGGACCUCGACCAACUGCUAGAGAAUUGGGAUGAGAAGGCCCGCGGGGGGCGGAAGCCAUUCGUAUUGUACACCGUCCCGUCAGGCCAGAAUCCCACAGGCUCAACCCAAGGCAGAUCGCGCCGCGAGGAGAUCUACAAAGUCGCUCAAAAGCACGACCUACUUAUCAUCGAAGAUGAGCCCUACUAUUUCCUGCAGAUGCAGCCCUACACGGGCCCCAAUACACCCCCAACCCCGCUCCCAGCAACCCACGAGGAAUUCCUCAAUUCACUUGUCCCCUCGCUCCUAAGAAUGGACAUAGACGGCCGUGUGAUCCGCAUGGACUCCUUCUCGAAGGUAAUAUCCCCAGGAGCCAGGUUUGGUUGGAUAACGGCCACAUCUCAAAUUUGCGAACGCUUCGUCCGUCACUGCGAAGUCUCAACGCAGAAUCCCUCAGGAUUCUCACAGGUCGUUAUCCACCGCCUGCUAGACGAGCACUGGGGCCACACCGGCUACCUAGACUGGCUAAUCUUCAUUCGCAAAGAGUACACCCAACGCCGAGACAUCAUCCUCCAAGCCUGCGAGAAGUACCUGCCCAAGGAGCUCGCAAGCUGGAACCCGCCAGCAGCUGGGAUGUUCCACUGGAUCAAGAUUGCAGUGGAGAAGCAUCCAGAGUUUGGAAAAAGGGAGAUUAUUGAGAUCGAAAAUGAUAUCUUCCAGGCUAGCGUUAACGAAUGCGUCCUUAUGUCCCCGGGCAGCUGGUUCGCUGCGGAAAGGGACGUUAAGCAUACCGGGCUGUUUUUUAGGGCCACUUUUGCGGCUGAGGCGGGACCGGACAUGACCGAGGCGAUUCGUAGGUUCUCAAUUGCACUCAAGAAGGUGUUUAAGUGGGAGGAGGUAUGCAUGUCUAGGCCGCUAUCCCAAAGGGUACCCUUUUUUUUUUUGAAGGGUAAAUACCGUAUUUGUACAUCGACCUUUGUGGUUUCGGCAAAGCCUACAUAGUAGUGCUUAGAGCAAAUCCCUAUGAUAGCCGCACCAACUA